Pecten maximus is the source of this 5039-nucleotide messenger RNA. RefSeq names its product carnosine synthase 1-like. The record is from RefSeq and is a predicted model, not a curated record. Gene Ontology annotation, biological process: carnosine biosynthetic process. NCBI's taxonomy places the organism in Eukaryota, Metazoa, Mollusca, Bivalvia, Pectinida, Pectinidae. Gene Ontology annotation, molecular function: carnosine synthase activity; metal ion binding; ATP binding.
AUCACGGUUGCAGUGGCUGUACAGAGGGAUGUAUUAGGUUUCAUGACUUGGAAACCGCUAUGAAUUCUUAAAAUCGGUUAAUUCUUUUUCUCUGGCGAUGUUGGAACACCGAGAGACGUUAUUAAUUGAUUAGACAAAAUUCACAUCACGAUAACACUGUAAGGAAGAGUUUUAUCCAGAUCGGGUUUAAAUAUCAUGAAAACAUAAGCAGGCACCCGAAAAAGACGAUGUAAUGAAAUUUGUGAUGGAGCAAAUUAGUUAAUAAGUUAUUAAUUAUCAAGCAUUAAAGUAUCAUUUUCGGGUAAGCCCGAUUGGAGAUAUUUAUCAACCACUGACACUAAACGUUUCACAUAACUUGUUGAUUUUUAACAUCUGUUUGUUGAAGCUUAACGACAGCGAUAAGAACUUAAGUCGUAUUUAGAGAUGGAUCAAAUUCGUGUGCAUUACUACGGUUACUUCACAGACAGACGCGCGAUAAACAUGUUCAUCUUGGGAGAUCUACACACUAUUCCGUUUUGUCGGUUGUUACGUUAACCCCAAACGUUUACUUUCGAUAAAGAAAGUUUGAUAAGAAGUGUAUAUUUGUCUAGAGUACGGGUUGUGAAAUAGGUACGAUAUACUAUAAUAGAUUACGUAAUUGCACGGGAAAUAUACAUUAAUGAUACUCUUUGUCACCAGUACGCGGAACUACUUACAAACGGAAGUUAUGUGGGUGAAUGAAUGAUACUCAUUGGUCGUGAUGGUGUUGCGCUGGAUUAUAAAACGUGAAAAUGAAAGCAAACUUUCACACAAACUGCCAGAUAGUCAGGAAUGGUCUCAACAAAGCUUAACUUUCCUACGAAAACUUUUGGAAGAGAAAUGGGCAUUUCCUUGUUGCGAUUUAUAAAGGAAGCUGUGUAAUAGUUACGGUUUAAUUUUUUUUUUUUAAACUAAAUCAGAAAGAAGAUAAUCAAUAGUUUAACCUUAAACUGGAAAACAUGGAACAAGUGAUUGAGGAACUGGCGAUAACCAAUACGGCGGACACCAAACAACUAAAGGAGGCCCUCGACCCUCCAUCUGUGGCGGACUUAUACGAUGAGAAGACAGGUUGGUACACAACAGCGGUAGGAUCCUACAGAGCAUGGUCGAUCGAUGUGAACCUGAGACCGCCUAGUCCUUCAAUCCCCAUUCCUCUAGAGGAUAGUCAUAUAGUAAACUACUACGAUGCGUUUCAGUAUUCUCUGUAUGAGAAUAAUUUCCCGGAAACGGUCGACAGGACAGACUUCCCACGGACAGAAUUCACCAGCAAUGACGUUACCAUCGCCUUACUUUCAUCACCAGUAGAGUGUUUUGCAAUUUUACUGGCUGGCGGGAAGAUAUGCCCUCGCAAUAUGUUGCUUGUGAUGUCAUCAUCCUGGGUAACGAAAUCAGAUCCGUACGGAAUCCGGAACUGUUAUUCACUUUACGUCCACAAAGCGAUAACCAUGGAUCUUGCUGGACAGUCGUUCCUGGAUACUUUUGAUCCGCCUCGUCGGGUAACGUACCUCAUGAAUUACUUCACGCGCGCUUGUACUGACGGUCAAAGGUCAGAUGGUGAGACGCUAGAGUCCGAUCUGGAUUGUCCAAUGUCCAGCUCUCUGAAUUUAGUGAGAAACGUAGACGAUAAACUCUGGACCCGCACACUACUGGCAAACAUCAAUGCCGACUUCCCAGAAACGUUAGCCUUCACCUACAAAUGUCACCUCAACUAUGACGUGCCAACUGGAGUAGAUAUUGCUGUUAUCAAAUUGGACACAAAGAUUGGAAUGGACAACCUGAUACAGGAAGAGGUUGAGAGAUUUCUGAAUUCGGAAAAUGUCUUAUUGAGACACAAGAUUGUAGUGAAACCUUCAGGAGUUAUCUGGCACGGAAGUCUUGGUGUGACGUAUCAUGCUCGGAAUAACGUCAUUGGGAUUGCUGAGGCUGUCAUUUACCUACUGAAGGACAUUGAACCAGAAAACAGCAUUCUCGUCGAAACGUUUUACGCACUACCGACCAAGAAUUACAAACAUUUUGCUGAUCUGUCGUUCCGUUUGAGGUCAACGGUUUGCAGAGGGUUCGGUGACAUUCCAAUGACAACUACUCUUCUCUGUGGUGUAGCGCAAAGGGACAACCCGAUCAAUGGGGAUAAUACGGUCCCUCAAACGUUUGACACGACGUUGCGCACAUGUGGAGUUACCGCGAAGGAAAGAAAGCGUCUGAAAGAUAGAACUUCAAAAAUAUCAGAUGAACUGCUUGGAGAAAUAUUGAAACAAGAAAAAGACAUGACGUCAGAAGAAAGAGGGGGUGUUGGAGGUCAAACUGAUGUUAUAGGUCUCGAUUUUGUUCUCGGUGAGAAGGGCGGUAUUUUGACUCCGAUAGCCAUAGAGGUUAACAGUCACGACUGCACCAUCAACUGCCAGCUGUUCGAGUCCAUGAACCCCGAGAUACAGGGGAAAUCAGUUGGCCCUCUGGUGGAUACUAUGGUACAACGAUCACAGCGCCACAUAAUGCAAGGGAAAACAAUUCUAGUCAUUGGAGCGGGUGGAUUUAGUAAACGAUUUAUCUGGAAAGCUGCACGUGAAUACGGAAUCAAGAUUUUUCUGGUGAACGACGUUGCAGAUUCGUUCGCGUCGGAGCAGGUUGGGAAAUUCUUUCAAUAUGAUUUUUCCAACCACGUGCAGGAUAACGAACACGCUAAUAACAUUAUUCAACUACUAUCGACCGAUAUUGACAUCGUCGAUGGCUGCUGUACAUUCUGGGAAGACUGUGGGCCUCUUGCGGCCCACAUAUGCGACAAAAUGAAAUACACUGGCGUCGGCUUACAAGGAGCGCUGAUUGCCAAAAAGAAGAGUUCUACUCAGCAGCUUUUAAGUGAAAGAACAGCUGAUAUCCCACACUUCCCUCGAACAUACUUGUACAUCGGCAGGUCAGCUGCUAUACGAAAAUCCGAAGAAAUUUCCCCGGCCUCACGUCAUGUCAAAUUCCCUUCUAUGUUGAAACUGGAAUAUGGUUCCAGUGCUGUUGGGGUCAAGCUUGUCCAUAGUGAAGAGGAGUGCCGCGAUGAGUACGAUCGAAUCCGAAGCUUUCUUCGACAAGAAUCGGAUCAUCCCGGAAUCGGCCUGGGACACGGGAAUGAUAUGAUGCUGAUGGAGUACUAUGACGGAACAGAACAUGACAUCGACAUUGUCAUCUAUCAAAGACGACUCAUUGCUGCGUUCAUUUCGGAUAAUGGCCCAACGAGAUCGGGAAACUUCACGGAAACAGCAGCCUGUAUGCCGACGUGCCUCCCACCGGACAAAGCUGGACAGCUGAGGACGGCAGCGUACCAAUGCUGUACAGAGGUCGGACUCAUCAAUGGCGUUUUUAACGUCGAGAUGAUAAUGACACCGACAGGACCAAAACUGCUGGAGAUAAAUGCGCGGAUGGGCGGAUUCUAUCUCCGAGAUUGGAUAAAGACUUGUUACAAUGUUGAUUUACUUCUCUGCUCUUUCAUGAUCGCUACUGGCGUGAAGCCGAUUCUACCGCGAAUCAUCACUCCACGCUGUCAUAUGAUGGGAGUAAUGUGUGUCCCCUCGGCCCACAAAGAAACACUGUCGCGAGUCAAUGUCAAGAACAAAAUUUUAAGUCUGCACGAAUCUAACAAGAUUCGCUACAAUGAGCUGGACGCUGAUGAAGGCUUAGAUGCAGACAUCAAUGAGGAAGUGGAAGAACCUUUCUCUAAUUUCGCUGUGAUUGCGGAUGAUAUGUUGACAGCGAAAAUUGAGCUCCUCCGAUUGUGCUCAGAACUUGAAAUCAGCAAUUCUUCCUACGACGUCCCGACAUACGUUUCCAAAUUUAAUCCUCAUACUUGUGAAUAGACUAGUUAUGGUAUAAAGACAAUAGAACAAAACAAAAAUUCAUAAAACACUUGUGUCUAUUGUAAUGAGAAGAACACACACAAUUUGUUUGUGCAACAUUGAAUAGAGAUUACAUUGGUGAUAUCGACUCGGUUGUGGGGUGGGAUGUUGAUGGAAGGUUUUUUUGUUGCGGUGAAAAGGGGGGGGGGGGGGGGGGGGGGGCAGCUUCAUUUGCAUAAUAGUUGAGUUUACAAAUCAAGUUUGUAUAUGUAGUUGAAUUACAUGUACGUGUAUAUAUAUUUGUGAAACCUCAAAAAUAAAAAAAAACAAACCUAGAGAGAAUCAAUUUCUCAAGUUUGGACUUUUAACCAUAACUCCAAACUUAGAAAAAGAAAGGAAAAUGUGAAUAAAAAUGUAACGAAAACUAUACCAGAAUAUUAAGUUAUAAACGGUCUUGAACGGUUAACCAUUUCUGCAAGGAAAGAAUCAAUUUUGCUUUCCUUCGCACUUUACAGGUACCCCUUAAAUGGAAGUAUGUAAUAUGUGUAUACAAAUAUUUAUCAAUAGGAGUUAGCAGGACAGGGGAGCUCCGGGAUCAGCAAUACAAUUUAUUAAUGAGCAUUGAUCAUGUAAACCAUCAUAUUGAACAAGGAUAUAUUAUUAAGACCUAACCCAGGGAUUUUAUUUAAAGUGUCGGAUGCUUCGGUCAUACAUGUAUUACAGUAAUAUCAUUAUAUGUACAUCAAAUUGGUUAAUUCCAAAACUAACAUCGGUUAACCAUUUAAAGAUAUGAGAAAAAUUAAUUGUCAUACAUCUCUCGCACAUGUACACAAGUUUGACUUUUUUAUAUUUAGAAUAGAUGAUAUGCAAAUGUUGUAUGCAAUACGUCAAUGUCCUUUUCAAAAUGGAAAUGUGGUGAACUAAUUGUUUUAAUACAUGUUUUGAAAAAUGGUGCAUUAUGCGACGGCAUUGACAUGUGUGUUGCGACAUAUGUGACAAUAAAUUAGAAUGUAGAUAGUGUCAGUGAUUGACUUCAAAGAGGAUAAAACAUUCUUGUAUAGCUCAUGUGUCAGUGUGUUUUCAUAUAGUAACGACUAAAUGAUAAUGCUUUGAGUGUUGUCAGUACAUAAUUUGUAGUAAAAGUUUUAGAAAAAAAAGUGUAUAAUUUGUAUUAAAAUAAAAAUAGAAAAAAAAGUUGUUCAA